This is a messenger RNA of Cynoglossus semilaevis (tongue sole), 3142 nucleotides long. It is a transcript of the gene mri1, whose product is annotated as methylthioribose-1-phosphate isomerase 1. The record is from RefSeq and is a predicted model, not a curated record. Lineage: Eukaryota; Metazoa; Chordata; Actinopteri; Pleuronectiformes; Cynoglossidae. The transcript has 6 exons. Gene Ontology annotation, molecular function: S-methyl-5-thioribose-1-phosphate isomerase activity. Bases 1000 to 2061 code for a protein of 353 amino acids.
UUUAAUAAUAAUGUGUUUAUCUUAUGUUAUUAUUGAUGCUUUUUGAUGUACAGCAGUCGCAGCUGCAUCUGAAUUAUGUAUCCUGGGUUUGUUGUUUUCUUUCCUGGUUUCAAAAUACAUCCAAACUGCUGACCCAAUUGCUGACCUGCUUAAAUGAAUACCUGUGAGCACAAUGAGACAUUGAACUACAGCAAGAAAACACAGGCGACCCAUGAACAGCUGGUUGAGGUGAAAAGCUGUUACUGACUAUCAGACUACAGACCAAUGCUGCUUUGACUCAUGUUUUUCUAGCAUGAGGAUUUUGAAUGAAAUAUCGACCUGAUACCAACACCUAUUACAUUCUGCUGAGAACGUAAUUGGCUGAAACAUUCCUUUCUUCUUUAGGAUCCAUACACAUCCAAAUGUUUUCUGAAGUUUGUUUGAGGGCUUAAAAAAGUGAUUAAGUCAAGCUCUGAAAAGAAGAGCGGACGGAGAUGACUAUAUAUAUUAUGAAAUACCAUGCAGACUGAUUGGACGAAUAAAAUUAGACAAUUAAUAAAGUUUUUUUUAUUUUAGAUUGCUUUUGCAAGAAUACCCCUAGGAUUGUAGUUGGAUAACCCCCAGGCAUAUAGAUAAUGUUUUUAUUUAUUGAUUAUAUGAUUCAAGCAGUGUCACAUCGCUAUAAAAGUGGUAAACAAAUAAUUAUUUGUAACCAGCCGGACUCCGGUGGGUGUGGUUACUCUUUGACGACGUUUCCUGCUCGGGUGAGCACGUGGUUCCUGUUCUGCUUCCUUUUACCUCCGCUUCUUCUCUGUUACUAAGGGUUUUCCAGACCGCCCUCUAACUCCUCCUUCUGUUCCGACAUUCCAGCUGCGGUGUGAUUCAAGCGUGUUUGAAUAUAGAAAGAGGGUGUUUGGUGUCAACUGCCUGAGGAUAAUGGAAAAGCAAGUGUGUUUACGUUCACAUUUUCGCGACCGGUGCCUGAUAACACUGCUACACAAUACUGCCUAAUUUUGGGUCAUGACGCUGGAAUCGAUUCGCUACCGAGACGGAUCUCUGCAGAUCCUCAACCAACUGCUGCUACCACACCAGACCUCUUACGAUAACAUCCUCACGGUCCAGGACGCUUACGAGGCCAUUAAGUCUAUGAAGGUGCGAGGUGCACCUGCAAUUGGCAUUGUGGGCUGCCUCAGCUUGGCUGUGGAGCUGCAGGCAGGUGCUGGUGGUGAUGACCCUGUGGCCUUUAUUAGAGACUCUUUGUAUCACCUGACCUCAGCCAGACCCACUGCCGUCAACAUGGGACGUGCUGCUCGUGAGUUGAUAGAAUUUGCAGAGAAUGAGAGCAUGGAGAAGAAUUCGGAGCAACUUCGCGAAAGUGUCAUUUCCUGGAUUGAAGACAUGCUGGAGCGUGACGUCAAUGACAACAAAAAGAUCGGCAACAACGGUGCUCAACAUAUCUUGUCUGGUAUACCAAGGGAAUCGGUGACCAUUCUCACACACUGUAACACUGGCUCACUUGCUACAGCUGGAUAUGGCACAGCACUAGGGGUUGUCCGAAGUCUCCAUGCACUAGGUAGGCUGAAACGUGUCUACUGCACAGAGACAAGACCAUACAACCAGGGCUCCAGGCUGACGGCGUAUGAGGUGGUGGCAGAGGGAAUCCCUGCUACACUUAUUACAGACAGCAUGGCUGCACUUACCAUGAGAGAGAUGAACAUCUCUGCUGUAGUAGUAGGUGCGGACAGAGUGGUUGCCAAUGGUGACACGGCCAACAAGGUAGGCACAUAUCAGCUGGCUAUUGCUGCAAAGCAUCAUGGGAUUCCCUUCUAUGUGGCAGCCCCCAGCACAUCUUGUGAUUUGAGCCUGGAGAGUGGCAGAGACAUCAUUAUUGAAGUACGACCCCAAGAAGAGCUCACCAGCAUAAAUGGUGUGCCCAUUGCUGCCAAGGGUAUCGACGUGUGGAACCCUGCAUUUGACGUGACACCUCACCAGCUUAUCACAGGUGGCAUCAUUACAGAGCUGGGAGUCUUCCUACCUUCUGAGCUUCAGGCAGCACUGACUGGGCGUCUCACCGCCCUCUAGAUUUGCUCAGCACCUCCUUGUGUGUGCGCACUGCACUUUUGUAUCACAUUCUAAUAUCACAGAAACCAAAUACAGGUGCAGAGGGUCACAAUUGGUGUUUGACAUAAUUUUGAUGAUGGCACGGUCACUGUUAUAUGUCAGUGGUGAUCAAAAACACUCAAGUCAAUCUUUUCUCCCACACACAUAUGUACACUGCAGGGAGUUAAGCCAACACACACACACUUUUCAUUUAUCUUUUAUUUUGUAGACAUGUCUCUUAAGACUGGAAUCAAUUCAAAUGUACAUGUAAUGCAUCUACAAACAAAAGUUCAAAAAGCCAAAUGCAUUACUGAAUUUUGAUACAUUUUAAUAUCUUGGUUUCUAAAUUGCAGGUAACCAUUUGUAAAUAUACCGGUUAUUGCUCAUAAUUGUACAUGUAUAUAAUGUAGAAAAUAUUGUGUGAUUGUUGAUGGGUACAGCUGUUGUCAAACAUCUAUCUGCUAAAUUAAAAGUUAAAUCAAAUAAUUAAGAAUUAAAAACAGAAUUUUAUAAUUGGCCUAAACCAAUGAUAAAACAAGCUGGAACUAUGUUAUUCUACAUUCUUUUCCAUGUGUAACAUCAUACUUUUGUAUUUAUUUUGGCUUCAUAUUGUGUAAGUUGGGUUAAAAAGUGUCAUUUUUGUGAAGUCCUGUUUGUGCCAUUGAAUGUGAUUUUUACGGUAGUCCUGCCUUUCAGUGGGAUAGUUCACCCCCAAUUAAAAAUCAAAUAUGUAAUAAAUAUCUUCUCGUCAAGAAAUGACUGUUAUGCAAAGAGAUCAGUGCAACUUUGUGAAAGUUGCAAAUUAGAAAAACUGACAGGAAAAAUCUAAUUGAAAUGAAAGUUUUUAACACUCCUUAAAAGCUCAUAACUAAGUUUAUCACUCUUAGAAGAUGAUGCUUCUGAAACGUUGGCUCAGCCCAGUUAAAAGUAUAUAAUGAUUAUAUUAACAAAUAGUGAAAAAAAAGGCUUCUCUUUACUGUAACAAAAGUAUUAGACUAAACUGGCACCAAUGCUUAUGGUGUUGCUAAUGGUGAUAUAUGUACAUAAAACAUUUUCUGGUGUA